Molecule: messenger RNA, 703 nt
Organism: Amorphotheca resinae ATCC 22711
Lineage: Eukaryota; Fungi; Ascomycota; Leotiomycetes; Helotiales; Amorphothecaceae
Exons: 2
Coding region: 288-695 (135 amino acids)
Biological process (GO): negative regulation of apoptotic process; protein stabilization
Source: RefSeq, a predicted model, not a curated record
GCAAGAACACACACCGUCGUUGAUGCGUCAAACUUGGAGUUGAUUUUGAUUCUGAAUUUUGAUGACUCGAUUUCGUGUUCUUUGGUUUGGGCGACCCGCAAUUCAUCUGAAGCCCAGUGCGUUCGCUGAUUCGACAGCUACCCGGGACGGGCUUCAGGGUCCCGACCCAAUAUCUGCCACUAAGAAAACAUUCCAGGACGACAUCUCUUGGAGGGUUCAGUGCUUUGAGGCCGUCUCCAACUUCACUCUGCCAUUUUCUUUGUUCUUGAGAACUCCCUACACUCACAAUGGCGGAAGCUCAACCCUCUACCGUGGUCGAAGGCGCCACAACCGGCGAUGUUGAUGAUGAGAUCCCAGUUGCUGCGAAGUCAGCCGAAGACCGCAAAGCCGCGGCGGCUCUCUCCUCCCUCGAUGCUCCCCGAGAAGACGAAUCCACCGGUACGAAAGAUGUUGAUCAGGAUGCUGUCCGAAAGGCUAUGGAUAGACUAGCAGGGCCCGCAACUACCAAUGGCACUGCUUCCAAGAAGGGAGAGGAGAAAGAAGUUCCCAAGAAGGUGGUCAAGGUCGAUCAAGCAGAUGUCGCUUUGCUGGUUGAAGAGCUCGAGUUAUCAAAAGCCAAGGCAACGGAACUGCUAAAGGCCCAUGAUGGAAGUGUGCACAGCGCGAUGAAGUCUUUCAUUACUCCACCGGUAUAGAGCAUAUU